GUAAGAGUAAAUACGAGUAUUACAGAAGAUGGCUGGAGGCCUUAGUCAUCCGAUCAUAGGAAUUCUGUGUUUGGGGCUUCUUGGGGGAGUUUCCUGUUUUUGUCCAAAAAAUCCUAAACAUGGAAUCUGGCAUGAGGAGAAGGAGGAGGGGCGAUGUAUAUUGAGAUGUGAUAAAGGAUACGAACCCUCCAACUGUCACGUUCUCCGCCUAGUAAAAGGAAAAUGGAACUUUGAAAUCCCAGACUGUAAAAAUGCAUCCUGGAUUUCGGGAAAAACCCUUGUAACUGCAGGAGUGGGGACAGCGGCCGUGGUAGCACUACCUUACACGAUAGCCGCCAUGGGGUUUACUGCUGCUGGGGUCACGGCCGGGUCAAUAGCCGCUUGGUGGCAAUCUACCUCGGUAGCGGGAGGUGUAUUCGCCGGUUUACAGAGUGCUGGUGUCGUAGGUACGGGCUUGGCCACUAAGCUCGGAGUAGGCGGGGUUACAGCGGCGGUGACGAACCUUGUCUCCUCGGCCUUCUCCGGUUGUGAACAAGAAUAGCCUUCAAAGGAGUUAAUAAGGAGUAGAGGCAUAAUAUGUUUUGUAAACAUUAUAAAAAGGUUGCUUGUGUCCAUUUCUUAACAAUAAACUGGAAAAAAGUGCAAUGUAACUUUACUGGUAUUUGUUAAAUCAAUUUUCCAUUAAUGAUUUAAAAAUAAGAAAUUUAAUUCAUUUAAAAAAUCUUUUUAUAAGUAAAACUUCAAAUUGUUAAAUAGCUGUGUGUUUGUCUGUCUAUGUGUUUGUCUGUCUAGCUGUCGCCUUUUCUGCCUGUGUGUUUGUCCAUCUAUGUGUUUGUCUAACUGUGUUUGUCAGUCUGUCUGUCUGUGUGUUCGUAAAUCUAUUAGUUUGUCCAUCUACUUGUCGCCUUGUCUGUUUGUGUGCUGUCUAGCUGUGUGUUUGUCCGUGUUUGUUUGUUUGUAUAUGUGUUUUUUGUCUGCGUUUGUGUGUUUGUCUGUCUGUGUGUUUGUUUGUCCUCUUUGUUAAGCUGUUUGUGCGUUUGUUUGUCUGUAUAUGUGUUUGUUUGUCCGUGUUUGUUUGUAUGUGUGUUUGUUUGUCUGUAUGUGUGUUUGUUUGUCUGUAUGUGUGUUUGUAUAUGUGUUCGUUUCUCCGUCUUUGUAUGUGUGUUUGUUUGUCUGUGUUUGUCUGUCUGUGUGUUUGUUUGUUCGUCUUUGUUAAGCUGUAUGUGUGUUUGUUUGUCUGUGUUUGUCUGUAUAAUUGUGUUUGUUUGUCUGUGUUUGUUUGUAUGUGUGUUUGUCUAGCUGUCUGUGAGUCCCUCUGUCUGUCUCUCAGUCUGUAGUAGUUCAUUUUCCGAUCUUUUUACCUAACGCCUCCAGACAUUAUACUAGUAGUCAGUGUAUCGAGAUGAGAUACAGAUCAAGUUUGCAUUUGGUCUUGCUUCAGUGAUUUCAAACAGAAUUAUGGCCCUAUCAGUUUUUUUUACAGGAAGCAUAUAAUACAAUACUCGCAAUGUUUUUGUUUAUAUAGAUACUGUUCAAAAUUGCCAUGCAUGUUUUUUCCCCAAAAUAAACUUGAUAAUGGCUGCUUUUGUGACGCCAGUCAGAGGUAUUUAUUAUGUUUUUCCAAUACGAGUUCACGUAAAGGUCGACAAAUAUGUUAUUAUCUUUAGGUGCUUAGAUUUCUUGAUAAAUAUGUCGUAUGAUCUAAACUGUAUAGGUCAAAGGUUUACCUUCAGUGGUAACAAAAUGGAUAUAAAAAUGCAUCGGUACCUAUAAUAAUGACACGGGUUUUGGUAUAAAGCAAGAUCUAUAUUUUUGGUUUGGUUAAAUUUUGCAUUGGAGUUUUAUAAAUACGAUGUAUCAAGCUUAUUAAAUAACUAAUUUCAAAAAAUAAA
Saccostrea cuccullata (small rock oyster) is the source of this 1892-nucleotide messenger RNA. RefSeq names its product interferon alpha-inducible protein 27-like protein 2B. Lineage: Eukaryota; Metazoa; Mollusca; Bivalvia; Ostreida; Ostreidae. The coding region runs from base 29 to 541 and encodes 170 amino acids. The transcript is spliced from 4 exons. The record is from RefSeq and is a predicted model, not a curated record. Gene Ontology annotation, biological process: apoptotic signaling pathway. Gene Ontology annotation, cellular component: mitochondrion; membrane.